Polyodon spathula (Mississippi paddlefish) is the source of this 2282-nucleotide messenger RNA. Its product is annotated as tumor necrosis factor receptor superfamily member 9. The coding region runs from base 136 to 1152 and encodes 338 amino acids. Lineage: Eukaryota; Metazoa; Chordata; Actinopteri; Acipenseriformes; Polyodontidae. The transcript is spliced from 9 exons. The record is from RefSeq and is a predicted model, not a curated record.
GACGCGUUCGCGCAUUCAUUCUGUACUCGCUUUCAUGGAGUGGUGACUUUACCAUUGCACAGAAGUUGGAUUGAAACUUGGAUUGAGUGAUUUCUUGCGGUUGUCUUCUUAACAGUUAAACAUCUCACAAAUAAAAUGAAGCGCCAUAGCCUGUUGUGGUGUCCAGUUUUAGCCGCUGCUUGCUUGUUAGGAGUGACGCUCAGUCAGACCACCAUCGUCCCCUCGGUUACAAACACUACAGACAGCAGCAACUCUUCAAUGACCACCGUCCUUCCUCCUGCUUGCGAUACCGUGAACACAUCCGCCUGUGCGGCAUGCACCCCAGGAACCCGCUACAGCAAUGAGACUCUGAACUGUUCAUGCUGUCCAGCCUCUGGCCUCUGUGUAUCUCCGGGAGACUGUCUGCCCUGCCCCCGAGGGCACUACCAGCCUCUAGCUGCCCAGGAGCUCUGCUUGCCAUGUGCACAGGGCUUCUACACAAACUCAACAGGAAGUCCGGUGUGUCAGUCCUGUCCACCUGGCUCUUAUACAAAUGCCACUGGGACCGCUGUGUGCAAAGGGUGUGCACCAGGUUAUUACACAUCUCAGCAAAACGCGACCUGGUGUGAGCCUUGCCCAAAGGAGACAUUCUGCAACACUUCAAGCUGUGUACGGUGCCAGGGCUGUCCUCUUGGGAAGGAGUCUCUGGAGAUCGCCUCUAAAGAGUGUACACCUUGCCGGCCAGGUAUGCACAGGAGUCCCAAAGACAGCAUGUGCCGGAUCUGCAGUGUCGGCUAUUACCAGAUCAAGUGGGGGCAGGAGAGGUGUGAGAUUUGCCCCAAGGAACACUACUGCCCCAGCCCUGACGUGAAUCCGAUCAAGUGUCCAAACGAUGCCUUCUGUCCUGAGGGCAGCACCUCGCCUGAAUACUGCAUGGAGACCUUCUUCAGGAAGUCCGGAGGGACAUGUGAGCUGGCGCCCAUCACCAUCGCUUUGCUGGUCAUCGCAGCCGGAAUGGCGCUCCUGUGCGUGAUCCUGCUGAUCCUGAGGCGGAGGAAGGAGUCUGACCCCGAGCUGGCAGUGUCGCGGGCCCCGCUGCUGCGGAAGGCUCACUCGCUGGGACGUGUGUACGGCGUGGCCUGGGACGCUGAGCCUGUCUACGCUGGCUGGUAGAAUAUGCAUUGCGUUCUCCAGGCUCCAGAGCAUCUUUCCAUAAAAAAAACAAACUGUUAAGAUCUCUUCUGAAUGCCUGGAACAAAUUGACAGCCACUGAGACCCAUCAAUGAUCCCAGAAGAGAUUUUCUUUGUGAAUUUUUUAUUUGCAGUAAGAGAAUUGCAAACUGUCAACUUUUCGUGUUAUGUUUUUGUUUACUGCUCUGUAAGUGGUUGCGUUCUCAACCCAUUUUUUUACAGUAUUUUUUUUAUUUUUACACUGACUUUGCACUGAAAUAUCACUCAAGUCUUAAUCGUGCCAGAUAUGAACGUUGUUUUCUGAGAAUGUUAUUGCGUGAAAUGUGCAAUUAAGUUUAAGAACCUUGUUUUUGCAAAGUGCCUGACUUAAAAGUGCUUGCCUCCAUUAUUUAUUUUUUUUAGUCUCAAAGCUGUGCGUUUGAACAGCUGAUAAUAUAUUUUGUGUUUGACAUGGUUUAUUUUUCAGCCAUACAUACAUACACAUAUACACACACACCUUUUAAGAAGAAAUAAAACUGCUUGUAUGGGAGGAACAGUCCCCCUUUGUAAAAUAAUUUCGCUAAUGUAAGAACCUGAUUUAUGGUUGACUCACUGGGUACAAUUAUAUUGAAAUUGUUUUUUUUUAAAUUUACACUUCUUCCUUGUUUGUGAUUAAUUUGAGGUGAAGUAUUUAUUGAGUACUUUUCAAACUUUAUUACCCCUGCAGGGAGGGGUUGAUAGGUCGCUUGGAUGUAGAAUUCUGCUUUUUCUUCAUAAGUUACUGAAUUACCAAUGAGAAGGAUAUAUGGAUAUGCCUGUCCAUUCAGAUGUCAGUUGCACUUUUUUUCUCCACCCAUCAGUGAGUACCACAAGUAAAAUGUACAUGCCAGUGUUCUGCCUUCUAUAAAUGUAUACAUUGUCAUUAUGGAUUCUGUCAUGUUUUAUCCCCUGUUGCAUUGAGGUUAAGACACUCUUGCAUUUACAACACAAAAUGCUACAGCUCCUUGCCUGUUCAGCUGUUUCGGUUCAUUAAAACUUGAUUUUGUAUGUUUUAGCCUAAUGUAGCUCAAGCCACACGUUUGUUACAAUGUUAAAUACAUAAUUCAGAUUGUAAAUAAAGGCUAAGGAAUGUU